AUGGUUCAUCUCUUUCGCCGACUCCUUGCCCGCACCUUGCCUGGGGAGCUCCUAACUUGCGCAUCCACGCUCGUCCUUGCAAACCUCUCGACGCCUACAAACUCCCCAAUGCUCGACCAAUGCACUUCGUUCGUUCAGCUUUGUACGGAGGUGUAUGAAGAGUACGACACACUGGACGAAGCUCUCCUCCUGCCUCCUUGGGGGUACGCUCCCCACCCGAAACCCAUUCACCCUCCUCGUACACCCCUCAAUACCAAGAUGAAGCACGUCGCUGUCAGCUUGAACAGUACUACUGUCCCCGUUGACAGCCCCGCACAACCCAGCAACUCUCUUAGCGGGACAACAGUUAGUCCCAGCAAACGUUUCCAAUGCUACGCAACCCGCUGCGAAGCGCCAAGCUGUCCAGCUCACGGAACGUCCGCCUCCUAUCUUUCCCUCUCCGGAACCAGCAGCUCCAGCCUCAGUUUUUCCUCUGCCCCCUCCUCCUCCUCACUCCCGGCAUAUGACCCACCCAAAGCGGUCGUCCUCCCUAGCACGAUGCUCUCCGGCUUAGCACCUAUCGCUUCCCCGUCGGACGAUAAGGCGUCUUUCGUACGCCCACUCACGCUCGACCUGGCGCACGAGCUUCCAUUCACGGUAGAAUGUGCGAUCAGAGGACUAUGUUUGUUCGGCGAGGGGAGGAUGUUGGAUAUCUUCCCCUUCAAGGAAUAA
Messenger RNA from Dacryopinax primogenitus, 711 nucleotides. RefSeq lists its product as uncharacterized. The record is from RefSeq and is a predicted model, not a curated record. The coding region runs from base 1 to 711 and encodes 236 amino acids. The transcript is spliced from 2 exons. Lineage: Eukaryota; Fungi; Basidiomycota; Dacrymycetes; Dacrymycetales; Dacrymycetaceae.